GUGUGUGAGUAGAGAGAGAGAGAGGAACACACAGAGAGAGAGAGAGAAUCAGCAGUGUGUGUGAGAGGUUGAAGGAUCACUUCUAUCCCGUCUUGUUUUGGGAGACUAACCUUGUUCAUCUGAGCAUUGUGGGACUGUUUUAUGUUGUUGUUGUCGAGAGAGACGGACCCUUACUCCAGCAUGCUCACUGAGCCUGAGCUACCUCAGGAGUGUAACAGGAUGUCUUCCAAGCGACCAGCCUCUCCAUAUGGGGGGACAGAUGGAGAGGUAACCAUGGCAACCAGCAGACAGCGAAUGGAGGAUGAGGAUAGCGAGGGACUGGGCCGUGUCAUCCACCUCCCCCUGGCAUCCUACUGCGGCAAGGUGUCCCCUCGCUCGCCCCCCAACCGUAACUUGGACAGCCCCCCCAACAUGGACCAGGACGGCACUAAGAGGAACUCUCUGAGUCCUUACACCCAGCACAAUGCUACCUCACCGGGCAAAGAGGAAGGCGGAGGCGGGGGGCGGCCCUGCAGUGACGGGGGCUCUGCCGCUGGCGCCCUGGGGACCCCCGAGAGGCGCAAGGGCAGCCUGGCGGAUGUGGUGGACACACUGAAGCAGCGCAAGAUGGAGGAGUUGAUCAAGAACGAGCCAGAAGAGGCCCCCAGCAUUGAGAGGCUGUUGUCAAAGGACUGGAAGGAUAAACUUUUGGCCAUGGGCUCAGGGCACAUCGGAGAAAUUAAAGGUACCCCGGACAGCCUGGCGGACAAAGAGCGCCAGCUUAUGGGCAUGAUCGGCCAGUUGAGCAGCCUGAGGGAGCAGCUCCUGGCGGCCCACGAGGAGCAGAAGAAGCUGGCCGCCUCGCAGAUGGAGAAGCAGAGGCAGCAGAUGGAGUUGGCCAAGCAGCAGCAAGACCAGAUUGCCCGGCAACAGCAGCAGCUCCUGCAGCAGCAACACAAAAUCAACCUCCUGCAGCAGCAAAUCCAGCAGGUCCAGGGUCAACUCCCUCCGCUGAUGAUUCCCGUCUUUCCUCCGGACCAGAGGACUCUGGCGGCGGCGGCGGCCCAGCAAGGCUUCCUCAUGCCCCCUGGCUUCAACUACAAGCCUGGCUGCAGUGACCCUUACCCUCUCCAGCUCAUCCCUACAACCAUGGCUGCUGCUGCUGCUGCUGCCACACCAGGCCUGGGACCCCUACAGCUCCAGCAGUUGUAUGCGGCUCAGCUGGCGGCCAUGCAGGUCUCCCCGGGGGCCAAGCACGGAGGCAGCCUGCCCCCUCAGGCCAACAUGGGCACACACUCCCCACCCACCAACACACACUCACAGAGCGAAAAGGCCCACAACUCCCCGCCACCAAACAAGACCAAGGACAGUGAGGGUGCACAGCCACUGAACCUGUCGGCCAAGCCUAAGACAUCCGAGAGCAAGUCACCCAACUCCCCCCCAACUUCCCCACAGGUCCCUGCUGCUGCUGGCGCCAAGCUGGGCCCCGCAGGCUCCAUGAAGCCCAGCAUCGCCCCCUCUAGCAUCGGAGGACCGCCGACCAGAGUCAGCUCAAUAGCAGACUUGUUGUCGUCGCUGUCCUCUGGCGCCUACCUGAACGACCACGAGGCGGUGAGCAAGGCCUUCAGCGAGGCCCGACAGAUGAAGGAGCAGCUGAAGAGAGAGCAGCAGGUGCUGGACGCCAAGGUGGCCGCCGUCAGCAACCUCGGCCUCAACAACGGACGCUCCGACAAGGACAAGGCCGCCUUGGAGAGUCUGAGUCAACUGAAGCAGCAUGCCGAGGACAAGUACAACCACGCCAUGCUGGACUUCGCCAUGAGUGGAGACUCUGACGGUUCUCCCAGCGUGUCAGACUCCAGAAUAUUCCGGGAGGCUCGGGGUCGCGGCAGCAGCGAGCCGCACAUCAAACGGCCGAUGAACGCCUUCAUGGUUUGGGCCAAGGAUGAGAGGAGAAAGAUUCUGCAGGCCUUCCCCGACAUGCACAACUCCAACAUCAGCAAGAUCCUCGGCUCACGCUGGAAAGCCAUGACCAACCUGGAGAAGCAGCCCUACUACGAGGAGCAGGCUCGCCUCAGCAAGCAGCAUCUGGAGAAAUACCCCGACUACAAGUACAAGCCGAGGCCCAAACGCACCUGCCUGGUGGACGGCAAGAAGCUGCGCAUCGGAGAGUACAAGGCCAUCAUGAGGUCCCGUAGACAGGAAAUGAGACAAUACUUCAGUGUGGGGCAGCAGGGUCAGUUGCCCCUGUCUUCAGCCGGCGUGGUCUACCCAGGUGCCCUGUCCAUGGCGGGGAUGCCCUCACCCCAGAUGCCCUCUGAGCACUCGAGCAUGUCCAGCAGCCCCGAGCCCACCGCCAACCACCACCAGACCCCCCACAUGGGCGGCCUGAAGGGGGACGAGCCUCGCAUCAAGGAGGAGGAGCUACGGCUGGACGACAGCAACGGCGACGUGUACGACGACUUCGACUACGAGGACGAAGAGGCAGAUUACGCCAGCGAUAACGAGAACCAUAUCACCCAAUAGGAAGGCGCGAGAGCCGCCUACUGGGUUUUUGUUUUGUUUUUUUAAAAGCCAAUCACAGCUGGUUAAUCCCACGAAAUCCCAAACUCACCAAUCAGGAAGAAAAACAACCUCUUUUUUUUUUGCCAAUCACCCUGAGUCCCUGAUCUCACAGAAAACCCCCCCCCCCGCCACCCCUUACUUUCCUUCCUGACUAACACGGACUCUGUUCUGAGAGCCAAAAUCCCUCCCCCACUGGAGUCCUGAUACCAGCAUCUGAUCAAUCAACUGAAGCACAGGACCUGUCACUCACACUGACUGUUACACAAACUGGAGUCUGGGAGGAGAGACGACUAAGCCAGCUCUGAAGCUCGCUGAGGAAUAUUCGAGUACUACUGCAAGAGUCUGAUACCGAGGCGAGUGUAAUGCCACGAGUGAGGAGAAAUUUCGGCGGAAAAAAAGAAAAGAAAAUCACACUCAGACAGCAACCUUUUAGACCCGUUUGUAGACAAGGAGACAUUUUCAAAUGAAAGACGCAACAGUGGACCUGUCAAAGGCGAACAGAUGACACUUUAAGAUGGCGGACCUGUUUAUUAUCAAGAGACACUUUUAAAAAACAACAAAAAAAAAACAGCUUUUUUUUUUUGUUUUGUUCUUGGUUCUAUAAUAUUCUCACUCAGGUACACGGUGCCAAUAAGUGGCUUGUGAAUGUGAUUUGUUGUUUUUGUGCUACAAGUUUGAAUAAUAAUAGAAAAAAAGAGACAUUUCUUUUUUUCCCCCUCCCCCUUUUGUUGUAAAGCACCUGAAAGACAUCAGACAUGUUUAUUUUUAACUAAAAGAUAUCUUUUUCUUCGACCUCGCAGUGUGCUGUCAGCGGUCCCACCCCCCACCCCCCACCCCCCAAAAUCCGCACCCCGUCCCCUUUAUUUUUUUCUCUGUGUUUUUGUGACUGCCUGCUCCCCACCCAGCUCUUACCCCCCCUUACAUUCUUAUUCAGAAUCCUAUGGGACGGUCCAGCCAGG
Molecule: messenger RNA, 3500 nt
Organism: Scomber japonicus (chub mackerel)
Lineage: Eukaryota; Metazoa; Chordata; Actinopteri; Scombriformes; Scombridae
Gene: sox5
Product: SRY-box transcription factor 5
Exons: 15
Coding region: 142-2502 (786 amino acids)
Biological process (GO): cell fate commitment; regulation of transcription by RNA polymerase II; positive regulation of chondrocyte differentiation
Cellular component (GO): nucleus
Molecular function (GO): DNA-binding transcription factor activity, RNA polymerase II-specific; RNA polymerase II cis-regulatory region sequence-specific DNA binding
Source: RefSeq, a predicted model, not a curated record